This is a messenger RNA of Rotaria sp. Silwood2, 561 nucleotides long. The record is from the annotation of a GenBank genome assembly. Lineage: Eukaryota; Metazoa; Rotifera; Eurotatoria; Philodinida; Philodinidae.
AUGCUUAUUAUUGUAAAUAGUGCAGACAGUAUUGAUCACAAGUUGAUAAUUAAGAAAGAUUUUCUUUCUGGAGUUAAAUCAGCCGAAUUUUCUGUUUAUGAUGAGAAAGAACAACAGCUCAAAUAUCGUAUUGAAUCUCGUCUUCUUCCCAAACAUAAUAAUAAAAUUGUUGCUUAUCCAUCGAAAAAAGUCAUAGCCAAAUUGACAGGUCAAUGGUCAUUGUUGACUUAUUCUGCUACUAUUUCUAUUCUCGAUCCACGAUUAAAUAUAUGGAUUGAUGGUAAUAUUACAGAUAUUGGUGGUUUAUCUGCUUAUGAAUACAUUAUUUAUUGGAAUGAUGAGCUUAUAUCUAUAAAAAAUCCAUCAUCUUCUUCUUUCAUUAAAUUUUAUGAUAAAAUGGAAAAAAUUGAUCUGGCUCGAUUCAAAAAACAACGCGCAUUAUUGAAACCGUCGAAAUACGAUUUAGAAGUGUUAUCGGAUAAAUAUCCUGAUGUAUUGUAUUUGCUUGGACUUACCGUUUGGGAUCAGGAUUACUCACAAUUUAAUAGAGGCAAAAAAUGA